Messenger RNA from Nymphaea colorata (pocket water lily), 3156 nucleotides. Its product is annotated as DEAD-box ATP-dependent RNA helicase 41-like. The record is from RefSeq and is a predicted model, not a curated record. The coding region runs from base 557 to 2155 and encodes 532 amino acids. Gene Ontology annotation, molecular function: ATP binding; RNA binding; RNA helicase activity. Lineage: Eukaryota; Viridiplantae; Streptophyta; Magnoliopsida; Nymphaeales; Nymphaeaceae. The transcript is spliced from 3 exons.
UUCGUCCACCGUUUCUCUCUUCACUCGAACCCUCUCUGCUACCACAGCGAGCCAGAAUUGCGGCCGGGGAGCACCAACGCCUCGUAAACUAUCCCUGCUACCACCGCAAGGAAGACAGCGCCUGGGUCGUGGCUCCACCCCAAUCAAUUGAAAAAAAAAAAUUUACGUUAAAAAAUUUUCAAAAUUUUUUUAGUUGAGUCAUUUACCCGAAUCCAACCUACAAAUCACAGCACCUUUCGUUGCCCUAUUUCGAAAUCUCUAUUUCGAAAACCUGUUUUCGAAAGAAAAACGCAGGAAAACCUAGGGGGAAAAAGGCAGCGAAGAGAGUGCGAGGGAGAGAACGAGACACAAAGAGAGGGAGAUAGGGAAUGAAAGAGUGAGAAAGGGAGCACGGCUGGAGAGAGCAGGGCUGCAGCCUGCAGGUAGGAGGUCGGAGACUCGGAAGAGAAGAGGAGAGAGUCAGAGAGAGAACUCGCCGCGCGGCAGCAGCGGGCUCGAUCUUGGUUGAUCGACAGGCUUUCAAGCUGUUCACUAGGCAUUGGAAUUCAAACCUUCGAUGGGAGUGAGAAACGACAAUACACAGUCCGAACAAACUGUCGAAGCUCUUUCAGCAAGUUCGGUGAAAACAAGGUGCCAGGAUCAGAGGGAAGCAUUGCCAGCAGAGCCACGCUGUACUGUUUGUGGCCGUUAUGGUGAAUACAUUUGUGAUGCAACAGAAGAUGAUAUUUGCAGCCUCGAGUGUAAACAAGUUGUUCUUGCCAGGCAUCAUUCCAAUUCUAUCAAACCAAUCAAAAUUAGCGCUUCCCCUAUAAAAGUUCCUGCACUUGAUGAGUGCUUUUAUAUAAAAGAUACUGGGCCAAAUAGUACAUGUUUUAAGGGUACCCAGAUUGAAUCCCUGAAGUACAGGAUUGACAUACAUGUUACGGGAGAUUCAGUUCCUCCACCAAUUUUGUCAUUCUCCACUCAUGAACUUCCACUGAAGCUGCAGAGCAACCUGGAAGCCGCAGGCUAUGUCAUACCAACACCAAUUCAAAUGCAGGUUAUCCCUGCUGCUUUCAUGGGUAGAAAUCUACUCGUUUCAUCUGAAACUGGAUCAGGGAAAACUGCAUCUUUUCUGGUACCUCUUAUUUCCCGCUGUGCAAAAUUUCGUCUUCAGCACCCCUCUCAAAAGAAGAAACCCUUAGCAAUUGUUUUAGCGCCCACGAGGGAGUUGUGUGCACAAGUUGAGGAACUAGCUAAGGUACUUGGAAAGGGUCUGCCAUUCAAGACAGCACUGAUUGUUGGUGGUGAUCCCAUCGCUGGACAAAUCUAUAGGAUUCAGCAAGGUAUAGAACUGAUCAUUGCUACUGCCGGUCGCCUGAUAGAUCUCCUAACCAAGCAGGAUAUUGAACUGGAUGAAGUAGGGAUUCUGGUUUUGGAUGAGGUGGACUGCAUGCUUCAGAGAGGGUUCCGUGAUGAGGUGAUGCAGGUGAUUCAUGCACUGUCGCAACCCCAACUAAUGAUGUUCUCUGCCACAAUACCACAAGAUAUAGAGAGGACAUUAGGUACGAUGCCUAAAGAUUUGCUCCGCAUCUCUUCUGGGGAACCUGGAAAGCCAAGGGAAACCGUGAAACAAAUUGUGAUUUGGGUAGAAACCAAGCAUAAAAAGCAAAAGUUAUUCGAUAUAUUAGCAAGCAAGCAGCAUUUUAAGCCACCAGCUGUGGUCUUUGUGGGCUCCAAAAUGGGGGCUGACCUUCUAUGUGAGGCCAUCACUGUCACGAGUGGUUUGAGAGCCGUGGCAGUACAUGGGGACAAGACAAUGAGUGAGAGGAGAGAAAACCUAAAACUGUUUCUGACGGGGGAGGUUUCUGUACUUGUUGCAACAGGGGUAUUAGGACGCGGCGUUGAUAUGCUAAAGGUAAGGCAAGUCAUAAUCUUUGACAUGCCCAGCUCAAUGCAGGAAUAUGUGCAUCAGAUUGGGAGAGCUUCCAGAUUGGGCAUUAAUGGAGUGGCCAUUGUUUUCAUCAAUGAGGAGGAUAAAAACUUAUUUAAGGAAUUAAUCAAUGUUCUGAAAUCUUCUGGGUCUGCCCUCCCUACGGCUCUCUUAAAUUCACCGCAUUCACAAGGUUUUCAUGCUGCGCGCCAUCAAAGGAAGAGGCAGAAACCCACUUACUGAAUUGUCAAUUACAAAUUUGUUGGUCGUCUGAGAUCAUGGUUGCUGCUGCUUUGCUUGAAAUGGAAGGCUAGCAAAUCGUGCAAUCUAGAGCGAAAGGACAUGCCUCUGUGGACUUUCUGUUGGCAUAGAGGGUGUUCUUACAUGCCGUUUCCUUUCUAGAUGAGAAUUGGGUUAUGGGGGAACGUCCCAUUCAUAUGAAAGCAAUAAGCAUGAAGCUUGACUUCAUUGAAUUGAAUUAGGAGUUGCAGUGUCGACAUUUCCAGAUGAAAUAAAAGCACUAAGAAUGAUUCCCUUAAUUGGUCGGCUAACAGGGGAAAAUGCUUAUACAUCGACUGGGGCUUGUCUGUGUUCUCCACAUCUUGAUACUCUGGUUUGGUCCUCUAACAGAGGGGCCAUAAGGUUUCGGGCAUUGCUACAUCGUUAAUUAAGGAGGCUAAUUAGCUUGGCGUUUCCACUUUCCACAUGCAAACCUUCUCUUGUAAAGAGAAGGGAAAUGCAGUCCAUUUUGAAUUCCAGUAUCAAUGGAGAGAUGGUGGCUAAUAAACGCAAGGAGAACAGCCAGCAGAAAAAUACAACUGCAAUGCCUUGCACAUAAAAGGUCAGAAAUAACUUGUUGCCGGUUAAUAGCUAGUAGACAUUGUGAUUCUCUCUCAUCGUACUUUCUACGAGAAAGUAACAAGGUUUCGUCAGUACACUUAAUAAAAUAUGGUUUGUCGUAAGGCUAUUCUUUGCACUAGAAACCACAUUCAGGCCUACGCUACCUACUUUUUAUUGUAGUGUUGCAAAUGCAAGUUGUCAAACAAAGAAUCCAUGGUUUUCGGUGCGUCUUUGAUAUCGGCUACUGGUUCUGAAGUAUGGCUGUUAUGAAUCCAGCUAUGCAGAGCGCCCAUGGUAGAAUUAGCAUAAUCUGAUCACGUUGAUAACUAUUACUUGUGUUGGAAUGUUGGAUACUGUUGAACACAUGAUUGCAUAUGUGAAAAGAAUCACUUUAUCCUAAAUCA